Messenger RNA from Galleria mellonella (greater wax moth), 3757 nucleotides. RefSeq lists its product as uncharacterized. Gene Ontology annotation, cellular component: neuron projection. The transcript is spliced from 5 exons. The record is from RefSeq and is a predicted model, not a curated record. Gene Ontology annotation, biological process: G protein-coupled receptor signaling pathway. The coding region runs from base 223 to 945 and encodes 240 amino acids. Lineage: Eukaryota; Metazoa; Arthropoda; Insecta; Lepidoptera; Pyralidae.
UACCUGUGCCAUUUCUUCAUCUCAAGAAUGUUCUAUUCUAUUUCCUUUAUUAAACAACUUGGAAACACCAUUGUAAAUUAGUGCCUCUAGCAUAGAAAAAAACGAGCCGAACAACUUAAAAAAUUAAGUGUCAUCUGUCAAUAUUGAACAAGUGUUAUGGCUAUAGUGCAAAGAAUAAGGUAGAUCUAAUUUUUAUUAAAUAAAAAAAAAACAAUAGUGAAAAUGCUGCCAGUGCCACAGGACCGUUUGUCGGGAAGAAGGAGCAGUUCCAUCGUCAGUCGUACACUUCUCGGUCGGCGUGCUUCUGUAUACGUCACCGGCAAUCAUCAGGAUCCUGCAAAGUUAAUAACGGAGAUCAACGUACAGCUGGCGUUAUUCCGCGACCUGCUGAUCCACAUCGGGCAGCCGCACGACUGUCCGGAACUACGCGAGCGCGUGCGCAGAUUGCGCCGCGCUUGCGUCGAAGCCACCAAGCAGACCAGCCAGUUAGUUCUACCCAAUUGUAAAAAAUCAACAAGCGAGGGUUGCACGGAACAGCCCCAACUGGUGCUCCUGUACUUCAUGUCACAACUACUGCUCCGGGAACUCGCCAAGUGUCACCGGCUCGUUCAAUUAGUGCCAAUGGAUAUGACUUCUUAUUAUGAAAACCGUGCCGGUCCAUCCAAUUUUGGUAACGUGAUCAGUCAGAUACUGCUUUGCAAGCAAAUCACACCAGACUUCAAUCAAGAGGAGCUGUGCAGUAUCGCCAAGGAUACCCAAGAAAUUACAAGGAUAGUUAAUGAUAUACAAGAAUACCUUCCACAGCAUGAAAAUCUUAACCAUUUGGAGAGCAACAUCGCUCUGAAAGGCGACGACGUCAACGGCCUGUGGCGGAACAAGCGGAGAGGUUCCCUAUACAAAGGCAUGGGAGUACUCUGUUGUGUGUCCCGGCCAAACUACCUCUGAGGGUGACGGGUCUCGCCCUCCCGGCGGCUCAGUACCGAAUAAACACCAACUCGGAAUUAUGAACUCCUGGUACUGCUCCUUUAAAAACUCCAAGUGUUCAGUGAAGUUCUAUUAUAGUGAUCGUAUGGUGUGACUUUCGGUAUAGAAAAUGAAGGGGUCCAUUAAAUUGUUUAGUUAGUAACUGAGACGUGUGAAGCUGGUUGAUUUGGAUAUAUUGCAAAUCACCAACCUCUAUAGUUCAAUUACGUAUGGUUAAUGUUACAAUUAAUUACGGAGUAUACUUUCGUGAAUAAAAGCGCAUAAUUGCAUUUUAUCGUGAAUUGCCUGGAACGGGAUCAAUUGCGUUUAAGUAGUAGGUAUAUUAAAAUAAUUAUGAUAUAUUUCUUUAUAAAAAUAUAAUUCACAACACAUUUUCAAAAAUAGAUUGCAAAAUAAUUCAUUUUACAACUGUAGGUAAUAUGUAUUAUUAUUAAGUACCUAUUAAUAAUUUACAAAUACUUAUUUUGCUCAUUAUUUGCGUAUUUUCAUAUUUCUAGCAUGAAAUUGUUUAUAGGCUCCAAUUUCCUUAAAAUAUGAUAAAAACAAAGCAAUUAUAGAUGACUUUGUUCUUACAAUGUAUGGAUAUUUAUACAUUUUCUUUAACCUAUUUAUCAUAUUAUUAUUAACAGACAUAUUGAAUAUAAAUUAGUUUAUUACACAACUUAUUUAAAGGGAAAAUUAGUUCUGUGUAUUGUAUGUAAUCAAUUAAAUAUUCAUAAAACUUUAACUUAAUAUAAUUUUACGUAACAUAACUUAUCAGAUGAGUUUAUUCUAUUUUUUAUGAUAUUUUUUUAUAAAAUAUCCGAAACAAUUAUUAAAUAUUUCUUUUUAAUAUUACCAAAAUAUAAAUAUGAUGUUAAUUAUUUAACAGACAGUAUUAUGUAGAAUUUCUUUCCCCAUAUCUAGGUACACACAUGUAGUAAUGUACUUAUUCUUUGAAAUAAGUCAACCACACAUUAGUUUGUUAUUAUUUUUGUUAAAAAUAUUUUGUCAACCAAAAAAUUACUAAGUAAUUAAUAAGCGACAUUAUAAAAAUACGUUCUUACAUUACAUUAUUUCCAAACAAUUAUUUACCUUUAUAGUAAUAAUAAUAAUAUAUUCUUUAAUCAAGUUACCAGGACCCACACAAUAGUAGUGUACUAAUUGUUUCUAAAUUGUAGAAUAAUAUUAUAGUAAAAACUUUUUGAUUAUCUUAUUUGAAGUAUCAGAAUCAGUAACUGUGGCCUAGUCAACAUGAGAUGCUGCAAUUUUAUUCUAGUCAAUUAAAAUGUCCUGUUUUAUAGUCACAUUAUUUAGUCAAGAAAUUCGUAUAGCUACAAUAGAUUAUGGCUAAUAAUAAAAAUGAGGUACCUAAUUUAAUAAUUAUCAUAUUAUAGCAUUAUAUAAGAUUAAUAAUGUUCGAUUAGAUCGAUGUAUUUAUUAAAACAAAUCUAAAUAUAACAUUAAAUUACUAUAAUACAUAUUUUAUAAUACAAUAGUUCGUGUGUGAAUGAAAUGGUAACAAUUAUAUUAAGUGGAUAUCAUUUUUCCAUGACUGACAGAAAUUGUAAUGUCAUAAAAACAUUUUAGAUAUAGACUGUGAGACGCGUUAUCUACGAAGGCACAUAAACAUCAUCAUAAUGUGGUGAGCUUGUUCCGAAUUUCACAUUAUAGAUUAUAAAUAAAUAUUUAGUACCAGAGCGUAGAACUUAGACAUAUAAAUAAUACAUUAUAUCAGUAGUUACAAGAGUUAAGUUUUGUUACUCAAUUUGAUCAAAUCUCAAUUACUCUAAUCAUUCUUCUUUCAAUCAAAAUUUACUAGUAAUUGGGCAUGUAACGUUAAAAAACGAAUUACUAUUAAUUAACAAAGCUCCCAAGGGAACACCUUACGAGCUUUGCUAAUUAAACUUAAAUGUCUCCCAAACUUUUGUUUUGUUAAUAUUGUUUUAAUUACAAUAUAACUACUCUAUAACUAGUUCAAUAUACCACAAUAUAAAGUACGGCCAGUGAACACCUUGAUAUUUCCCAAACGAUUACUUGUAAAUUCGGGAUAUAUUGCUGUCUGUUGUUAGACAAGUGGCUAAGACAUACUUCUACGUGUGAUAAUAUUGUUUAUUGUAUUUUUUAUAAGUUUCUUUUAUUAAAAAUUAGCCAAUUUCUUUAAUUAAAUUGAUCUCUUAUUUUGAGAGUUUUUUUUUAUUAUUAAUAAUAAUUAUUAUUUAUAUAUACUUUUUUACUUCAAAGAAAAAUUAAAGGGAGGCCUAGUAUACCGUUACAAACAUAAUCCCAAUACUAAUUUCUAUACUGUAUUAAGCAUAUUUCUGCUGGUUUCAUAACACAAGUUAAGUAGGUAUUUUAUUAUUAGAUAGCACACUGAUAUUUAUUCAAUAUUGUGAUUUAACAAUCUAUUUAUUUAUGAAAGUGUUAUUAUAUAUAUAUUUGUUAUUGCCAAUUGUAGAACUUUUCAAUAACAAUAAUUAAAUUAUACCUACUUAUGUACUAAAUCAAUGUACUUAAUUACUAUUUAAUGCACUUACUAAAGUGAUGACUGUGAUAUACUCGUAAAGUAAAAUAUAGAAGAGAAUAUGAAUUAGUAAAAACAUAAUCAAAUUGUUGUAGUUUUAUUUCGAUAGAAUGAAAAACGCUAGAAUCUAUCUAUCAACUGUAAGUAAUAUAAGUAUAUAAUAAAAAUCCUGCAAAAACUAUUUCCGCAAUGGAGUAACAAUAUCUGACAACCUAGAUGAUUAACCAUUGCAGUUUGUGCACAUAGACUAAUUAAACCUAUUAUUUAUAA